AUGACUGAAGCUAAGAACUUCACCUCUGUCAAGGAAUUCAUCUUGCUGGGACUCACCAGCCAGAGAAAAAUCCAACUUCUCCUCUUUGGGGUCAUUCUCAUCAUCUACUUACUUACAGUUUUGGGGAACCUGCUAAUCAUCGUAUUGGUGCAGGCAGAUGUAAAACUCCAGACACCCAUGUAUUAUUUUCUUUCCCAACUUGCAGGGGUAGAUAUCUGCUAUGUCACCAGCACCAUGCCUCUCAUGUUGACUCAGCUCCUGGCUGAAGAUGGAGCCAUUUCUUUAGCAUUCUGCAUGAUCCAGAUAUACAUUGCAGUGGCCUUAGGGGGUGUUGAGAUUCUCCUGUUUGGGGUCAUGGCCUACGACCGCUACCUGGCCAUCUGCCGUCCUUUACUUUACCCUGUUCUCAUGGACAAGAGAUGCCAGUUGCAGUGCAGUUCAACAUGCUGGAUAUCGGCUCCUUUGGUCUGCGUGAUUUACAUUGUCUGCCUUCUUUGCCAAAACUAUUGUGGCCCCAAUCAGAUCAAUAACAUCAUAUGUGAGAUGCCCAUGGUGUUGAGACUUGCUUGUAGCGAUACAAGUAUUAUUGAGGACUUCAUUUUUGGUAUAGGCUCAUUUGUCCUUCUGGGUCCCCUUACUUUUAUAUUGACCUCCUAUGGAUUUAUUCUUCAUUCUGUCUUACAAAUGAAAUCCAGUGGCCGACUUAAGGCUUUCUCUACCUGUGGUUCCCAUCUUAUUGUGAUCUCCAUGUUUUAUGGACCUUUGCUCUGGGUCUACAUAAUUCCGAAGACUGACACAGCUGCUGAUCACGAUAAACAGAUUGCAAUCUUCUACGUUUUGAUCACACCUCUGCUCAAUUCUGUCAUUUACACUUUGCGGAACAAGGACUUUCAUAGGGCAGUAGCCAAGAUCUUGUGA
This is a messenger RNA of Thamnophis sirtalis, 918 nucleotides long. RefSeq names its product putative olfactory receptor 2W6. Gene Ontology annotation, biological process: G protein-coupled receptor signaling pathway. Gene Ontology annotation, cellular component: membrane. Lineage: Eukaryota; Metazoa; Chordata; Lepidosauria; Squamata; Natricidae. Gene Ontology annotation, molecular function: G protein-coupled receptor activity; olfactory receptor activity. The record is from RefSeq and is a predicted model, not a curated record.